GUUGAACUGUCCAAUUGUGUAAUGAGAAAUAAAGACUUUUGGUUUCAAAGAGUGUGAAAUUGCAGAAAAUUGUUAGAUGAAGAAAUGACAACACCAAAACCGCCAUUAGUUUGGCUUCUCCUUCACCUGCUAGCCCUUGCUUUAUCUCUCUUCCCCCAUGCUUCCAUGGCUAGAGGCACCGACAACCAUUGCGUCUCCACUUUGUGUGGAAACCUCAGCAUCAGUUACCCUUUUCGGUUAAAAACCCAGCCUCAAAACUGCGGUGUCAAGAGCUGUGAGCUUGUGUGCGAGAAUAACCGCGCAAUUUUCCCAGCGGAGCACGGGAAUUUCUAUGUGCAACGCAUCUCUUAUGCUAACCAAACUUUUCAACUCGUAGAUCUGAAUCUGGAAAAUGAUAACUGCUCACUUCCUCUCGGUUCCCUCCCUUUUAAUACCACUUCGAGCGGGGAAUUCAGUCGAUUACCAGGAACUUCUAAUACUUAUACAUAUUCUGGUACUGGGAUUGUUUUCGACACACAUAUUUAUCAAGAGAUUUAUGUGGUGAAGUGCAGCACGAGGAUGAACAAGUCUUGGUCUGGGGUGAAUUACAUCGAUGCUUCUCGCUGCUCUUCCUCACCACCUGCAGCUGAUUACUUUUAUUACUUUCUGGAUGGAAGAACUACAACCUCUGGUUUCCAUCACUCUUGCACGGUCGAAGCCCGGGUUCCGAUUAGUCUUCGUACCAUCAAUGGCCUCUCCAGUUUUGAUAUUUACAAAACGCUGAUGAAGGGCGUCCAACUCAAAUGGAUCCCUGGUUUUCUAAAUGAUGGCCGGCUGUAUUGGAACUCAGUUUUGAACGGAUUGAAAUCGUCGUUGUGGGUGUUAGUGGGCGUGUUCCUGUUAUAUAUUCAAAGUAUCGCAGCCUUUAUUCUCCAAGACACUUCCAUGGAGAGUGUUUUAGGUUCUCCACCAAGUAAAGGAAUACAGUCUUUUUUUGUUGCAAUAACAGGGAUCAUAUUAAUAAGGACAUGUUUGGGGAUAUGCUGCUUAAUUACCCUUGUUAUUCGCAAAAUAAAAGCAAGGCAUUUGGCAAUGGAUGAGGGGAUCGAGAACUUUCUUCGAAGUCACAAUAACUUUAUGCCGAUAAGGUACUCUUAUGCUGAAAUAAAGAGAAUAACACAAGGUUUCAAGAAUAAAUUAGGCCAGGGAGGCUUCGGCACUUUGUUUAAAGGGAAACUUCGAAGUGGUAAACCUGUCGCAAUAAAAUUGCUGAAUGAAUCCAAGGGUAAUGGCCAAGAUUUUAUAAACGAAGUUGCCACUGUCGGAAGGAUUCAUCAUGUGAACGUGGUGCAACUUAUUGGUUUUUGCGUGGAAGGUAAAAAACAAGCUCUCGUCUAUGAUUUCAUGAUGAACGGAUCUCUAGACAAACUUAUAUUUUCGACCGAAUCUAGUAGUUUAAGCUGGGAAAAGAUGUUCGAGGUUGCGGUCGGAAUCGGUCGAGGUAUCGAAUAUUUACAUAAUGGUUGCGAGAUGCAGAUUUUACACUUCGACAUCAAGCCGCACAAUAUUCUUUUGGACGACAACUUUACUCCAAAAGUUUCAGAUUUCGGGCUCGCGAAAUCGUAUUCAGUCGAUGAUAGUAUUGUCUCUCUCACGGCAGCACGAGGGACAAUAGGAUAUAUGGCUCCUGAAUUGUUUUAUAAAAGUAUUGGAGGGAUUUCCUAUAAAGCUGAUGUUUAUAGCUUCGGGAUGAUGCUGAUUGAAAUUGUGGGCAGAAGGAAAAAUCUAAAUGCUUAUGCUGACCAUCGAAGUCAAAUUUAUUUUCCGUCGUGGAUUUAUGAUCGACUUGAUCUAGGGGAGAAUAUAGAGCUUGGAGACAUGACGGAGAAUGAAAACAGAAUUGCAAGGAAAAUGAUAAUUGUUGCCAUUUGGUGUAUUCAGACAAGGCCAAUACAUCGUCCUUCGAUGAGUAGAGUGUUGAAGAUGCUUGAAAGUGAAGUUGAAGUCCUUGAAAUACCUCCCAAAUCUUUUGUAUUUUCUACGGACAUGUCGGAUAACGAUAGCGAUUAAGAAUUCAACUGAGGAAUAUCAUGUAAUGUUUCCAAGGAGGACAAGUCAUUGGAAUAAGUUGUAUAAUUUUCCGAGCAA
Hibiscus syriacus is the source of this 2127-nucleotide messenger RNA. RefSeq names its product rust resistance kinase Lr10-like. Bases 85 to 2049 code for a protein of 654 amino acids. The record is from RefSeq and is a predicted model, not a curated record. Gene Ontology annotation, molecular function: polysaccharide binding; ATP binding; protein kinase activity. The transcript is spliced from 5 exons. Lineage: Eukaryota; Viridiplantae; Streptophyta; Magnoliopsida; Malvales; Malvaceae. Gene Ontology annotation, biological process: protein phosphorylation.